This is a messenger RNA of Lineus longissimus, 3593 nucleotides long. Its product is annotated as phospholipid scramblase 2-like. Gene Ontology annotation, cellular component: plasma membrane. Gene Ontology annotation, biological process: plasma membrane phospholipid scrambling. The transcript is spliced from 13 exons. Bases 127 to 1230 code for a protein of 367 amino acids. Gene Ontology annotation, molecular function: phospholipid scramblase activity. The record is from RefSeq and is a predicted model, not a curated record. NCBI's taxonomy places the organism in Eukaryota, Metazoa, Nemertea, Pilidiophora, Heteronemertea, Lineidae.
UCAACAGUCAGACAGUGUAAAUAUUGUGAAAAAAGGCUUGGCAUUUUUACUCACAAAUCACUCUCUUUCUCCUAAUAUUCACGGAGUGUUUGGCUACAUUAUCAUAUCAGAUCAUCCUAAUUAAAAAUGGCUGAUCAACAACAACCUCCUGCCACUCAACAACCAGGACCUCAGGGUCCCCCUGGCUACCCUGGUUACAAUCAACAGCCCCAGCCUGGUAUGCAGGGCCAGCCUCAAGUUGGGUAUGCGCAGCCGCAACCAGGGUAUGGGCAGCCGCAGCAACCGUAUGGGCAGCCGCAGUAUGGGCAACCACAGUAUGGGCAGCCUCCUCAAGGACAGUACGUACAGGGAGGACCAGGAAUGCCCAUGCAAGGUGCCCCAAUGGGCAUGCCACCCCAAGGAAUGGUUUACAAUCAAGGUGGAAUGCCACCUCAGCAACAAGGGCAAGCCUACCAGGUCCCCGGCCAAGGAAUGCCGAUGCAAGGGGCCCCUCAGCAGCAGCAGUGGAUGCAGAAGCCACAGUCCAUUCCCGGCUGUCCCCCUGGACUCGAGUACCUCACGCAGGUUGAUCAGUUGCUUGUCCAUCAGCAGGUAGAGCUCUUGGAAGCUAUGACUGGUUGGGAAACGAAGAACAAAUAUCAAGUCAAAAAUAGUUUGGGCCAGCAGGUGUAUUUUGCUCAAGAGGAGUCUGAUGCCUGUAUGCGUCAAUGUUGCGGACCACAGAGAGGAUUCACCAUGCAUAUCACAGACAACAUUGGAAAUGAGGUGAUCAGUGUCCAGAGGGAGUUCAAAUGCUGUGCUGGUGUUAAUUGCUGCGCCGGUUCAGAUUGCUGUGCGAUGGAGGUUGAGGUCCAGGCACCCCAGGGUGAAACCGUUGGCUACAUAAAACAACAACAGAGUUGCUUGGCUCCUUGCUACGUGGUUCAGAACACGAACAGAGAUACUAUACUAGAGAUCACAGGGCCUGUGUGUAUCAUCCAGGGACCAUGCUGUCAACAGGACCAGGACUUUGAUGUGUCCACUGCCGACAACAAGGAAAAUAAAGUGGGAAAGAUCAGCAAGCAGUGGUCAGGUCUUGUCCGGGAAUACUUCACUGAUGCUGACAACUUUGGAGUUAACUUCCCCAUGGAUCUUGAUGUGAAAAUGAAGGCCACACUGCUCGGGGCGGUGUUCUUGAUUGAUUUUAUGUUCUUUGAGCAGAAGCAGAACAACAACAACCGAAAUUUUUAGACGGACAGGAAAGCCAAGAUUUCAGAAUGGACUUCAUCAAGUUGGGACACGUGUCGAAUUGUGUCAAAUUUUCAUCAUCAUCAUCAUAAUAAAUUAUGUCCCUGAUCUUCAAGACCUCCCCUUUUCACAGGUGACAUAUCCAAACCACCUGAACAUUUUUUCGUCACAGUUGAUAUAUAAGUGUCAUGCGGUCGUAUGAGUCCAUUUGAAUAUCGCUUUCAAACUCGUACUCAAAAUGACUUAUUGAUUCGAAAAAUAUCAUGAUGUAAUAAAUCAACCACAGUGUUGUUCGUGUAAUAUCUGUUUACUUGGCUGAAGGAAUUCCUUUGACUUUGUAGACUAGAAUGUAACCAAGGUUGUAAUUUAUUAGGUCCAUACUGGACAUUUUAGUAUAAUCUCUGUAAAUAUUAUACGUCAUUUUGCAUGCAUUGGGUGAAGAUGGAUUUGUUGGGGCUGUGUCGGCAUAAUGUUCAGUAUGUUUGUAGAAAGAAGCUCGGACAGUGAGUUAUGUUAUUGCCAAAAAAUGUGUUUUUAUAUAGAUUGAACAUAAUGGUGUAAAAUAGUUGAGGUGAAGGUCUUGUUUCCUGAAGAAAUCUCCUGUGUAUAUAGGUUGCUGGAAUGACAUUUCCCUGCUGAUUUGUAAAUAUUUAUAAAAAAUAGGGCCGCCUACCCUCGUCACUGAUUCGAGCAUCAUGACAUUUCCUUCUUCUGUCCAUUUUUAGAUAUCUGUAGCUUCAUUAGUGAUAUAUUUUUCUAUAAUUUGUGCGUUUUAUAUUUGAAAGUGAAUUUGCUUUAAAGAGAAUUGUCAGCAUUCAAUUCUGCCCUGCUUAGACUGCUGUGUAUUCUGAUACUGUGUGGACGCUGUUAAGCUAUAUGAAGGCCACAAGGCCUAUAAUAUGUGUAAUAGGCCUAGUGGCGAAACAGAUGCACCAAAACUGACUAGAUAGCAUCUACAUGGUAUAGAAAACGUUCAUGUUCGGUUUCCAAAGACUGUGCGGUAACAAAUUCAUCAGAAUUGAGCUACAUGUAUGGCUAAAACACGAAAGUCAGCAGACCAAGUAAAAUAACUACUCAGAAUAGUGUCUGUCCCUCAAUCUGUCAAGAUGGGGCAUGUUUUGUAACUGUAAGACCUAGGCACUUCAAAUUUCACUUGUAUAAUACUUCUUUUUUUCUGUUGUUUUGGCUGGUGGUUGAGGCUGAAAGAGACCUUCCAGGUACUUUCCAUUUUUGUACAUCUUACCUGUGUAUUUCAGCUGAGUGCCAGGCCCUUGAGCCUCUUGUUUUUAAAUGAUAUACGCGUAAUGCUGUUGAAGCAUACUUUAAGCCAGUUAUUUGAAAAACAAUUCUUGGACAGUGUUUUCAAACUUUUUUUUUGAUUUGCACUGAAAUUCAGCUAGCAUUUUGUUUAAAAGUGUUGAAAUCCUGUGAAAGUUAUUAUCAUUUUAUCAGAGGCUUUUACUGGAAUCGCAGUCGGCACCACUUGAGGGCUAUAAUCUCACUCAGGUAGUAACCAGCGGCUACAUCAUGAAGCUUGGCUUCUUCCAUCCCCAGGUUUGCUACCAGGGAACUAUUUGAAUGCUUUAAAAUGUAUGCAAGUUUUAAAAAACCACUCACCAAGGCCAUUUGUCCGAACGUCCCAACCUACCUUGGCAACUCACCACCCUACCUUGCCAAUUCCCAAGCUAAUGUCGAGAACCAAGCAGGCCUUCCAUCAUGCCUUGAUUUUCUUGUCUGUCUGCUCAAUUUUUGAGGACUUCCGUUUGUUCCUCUCCUAAGAGGGGCGUAAUUUGACAGCAGAAAUCGAAAUAUCUAUGCCUGAGCUCUACGUACAACUUCGAAUUUUCAAUAUUUGAAAAAUAAUUGAUUUUAGAGGCAUACAUUUUUUUGUAUUUUGCAAGUUAGGGCAGGUCGAAGAAGAGUGUUUCCUCAUGAAAAUUGUUCUUCUGCCUUCUGGUCAAUAUUUUAUCCCAGAGUCUGACAUUGCCCCUGUGUGUUCAUGACAAAAACAAACAUUUCUUGGUCCGUCCUGUCAUUGUUUGUGUAUUCUAUUUCUAUGCAAAAGUUGUGUUUUUUUUAUUUAGUCAAUUAGUGGAUGGUCCAACGGCCUAACAUAUUUAUGACAAACAGUCUAUAUGAAAUGUGUUUUAGGCUGUUUCACUUCAGAAAACUAUGUGGUAUAUCCGUGGUGAUGGGUUUUGUAGAUAUCUAGCAGGAAUCAUAUUUAGAGGGCAACUCAGUUGGCUGGCAGGUAUAUUAUAGAAGUUCGAUCUUUUUUAUAUAUAGUAGUGUUGGAGUAGUGUCUGUACAUCCACAAUGUAAUCAUGGAGUCACUAUUAAACUUCCUUCAGAUGUAACAAAUCAAA